Molecule: messenger RNA, 4571 nt
Organism: Taeniopygia guttata (zebra finch)
Lineage: Eukaryota; Metazoa; Chordata; Aves; Passeriformes; Estrildidae
Gene: REEP3
Product: receptor accessory protein 3
Biological process (GO): endoplasmic reticulum tubular network organization
Cellular component (GO): endoplasmic reticulum tubular network; endoplasmic reticulum membrane; cytoplasmic microtubule
Molecular function (GO): microtubule binding
Source: RefSeq, a predicted model, not a curated record
GGGCGGGCGCGGCCAUUGCGGCCCGGCCGGCUGAGGGGACGCGUCGCUGCUGCCGCCGCCGCGAUGGUGUCCUGGAUGAUCUCCCGAGCGGUCGUGCUGGUGUUUGGGAUGCUGUAUCCUGCAUACUACUCAUACAAAGCUGUGAAGACGAAAAAUGUGAAGGAAUAUGUUCGCUGGAUGAUGUACUGGAUUGUGUUUGCUCUUUAUACAGUGACUGAAACAAUAACUGACCUAACAGUCUCUUGGUUUCCACUGUACUAUGAACUGAAGAUAGCUUUUGUUAUCUGGCUCCUUUCCCCAUAUACUAGAGGGGCAAGUUUAAUCUACAGAAAAUUCCUCCACCCACUGCUUUCUUCUAAAGAAAGGGAGAUUGAUGAGUACAUUGUCCAAGCCAAAGAAAGAGGCUAUGAGACCAUGGUGAAUUUUGGAAGGCAAGGGUUGAAUUUGGCAGCAACUGCUGCAGUGACAGCAGCUGUAAAGAGCCAAGGUGCAAUAACUGAGAAACUGAGAAGUUUCAGUAUGCAUGAUUUGACUGCUAUACAAGGAGAUGAGCCUGUUGGACAGAGACCUUAUCAGACAUUGCCAGAAGCUAAAAAGAAAACCAGAGCCUCUACAAGUGAAUCUUCAGGUUACAAAGCUCCACUGGAACAAAAUCACGGAGAUGAUAAAACAGAUGAAGAGAUGGAGGGGACACAUUCAGAAGAUGAAAUGUUUGCUCAGAGAGGCCUUCGAAGAACUCAGAGUAUGAAAUCUGUGAAAACGAUUAAAGGCCGUAAAGAGAUACGAUAUGGAUCAUUGAAAUACAGAGUAAAGAAGAGACCCACUGUAUACUUUUAAGUGUACUGCACAAUGCCUGCAAGAGAAACUGCUGUACUAUAACUUGAAUUCAAGUGUUAAAGAUCUGUGUACAAUUCCUAAAAUGAGUCUGUAUGAACAGAUAUGGUAGGACUUGUUUUUGUGAGCCUACGUGAUCAGAUAAAGUAUUACUCUGUUUUUAUAUAGUUGUUUAGAUUUAAAUCUGGACAAGUUACAGCAUGAAUUUCAGCACUCCUUAAAUAGGAGUUAAAGGAGGACUAGGAAAUACUCUUUUGCCAGAGGUAAUUUCAACAGAUUGAAAUAAUUACAACUCCAGUUGAAUUAGCAGAAGACUUAAGUAUCUAGAGCUUGUGAAAAUUAAACCAUAGUGUCCCCGGGUUUACACAGAAAGAUAGAUAUACUUGAAAUAUUUUUCUGAACUACAAUUGCUGAAAAGGCCUUUGUGUAAUUUUUAAAUGUACAGUUUAAAGGACAGUGGAUGAUGGUGGGAAAAAAAAGGAAAGAUGAUGUAGGUAGGAUACAUCCUUAACAUCAUCAUAUUGCAUCAUAUUGCCAAGCUUAGCAAACUGGGGGUACAUAUAGCACUUUAUGCAAAACUACAUAGUUUUGCACACUCUUAAUGAUUUACAACUGCACAUGUCAUUUUACUGACUUACUAGACAGGUUUGAGUUGCAUUUUCAAUGCCAGCAGUUCUUGUAUUUUAUGAUAUUUUAAAAAUUUAUCUUGAUUCCUUAAGUACACUUAGGAUGCUGUAGAUAUUUGCUACUAACAAUAUUAUCAGGUGCCUUUCUAUGUAUUAUAGGGCUGUGUGGGUUUUGUCUGUGUGUGUGUUUUUUCUGGGGGGGUUUUGGGUUUGUUUUUGUUUGUGUCUGUCUUCCUCCAUCUAAAGAGAUGUAACAUGAUUUAAGUCAGUUUUUGGUUAAAAUUGUGGUAAGUAAAACUCAUAGCAAUUCCAGUGAUACACCUCAGGGAUCUGAUCAGCCCAUGAGUUGUGUGUUAAGGUCAUGCUGCCAAACAGGUAUGUAUGAUAGGUUAGUCAGGCCCUGGUUUAGUUUUGCUCUACGUUGCUUUAAGAACAAAUAUAUUUAUAUAUAUAUGUACUUCAGAACAUGUAUGAGUGUAUAUUUCAUACCAUAUGUGGAUUCUAAAAUGGCCUGUGUAGUACUUUCUUUUACUGCUGAAGUUAUUACUAAUAUAUUUGCAUAUAAGUAGCUUCUUCUAAAAGUCUAGUUGAUUUAGUAAUUUUAUAACCUAGAGUCCCAUGGCAUAGCUGCAGAGAUUGAUUUUGAAAUGUCUUUCAACGCAGUGACUUGUCAAAAUUACUUUUUUCAGUCACCUUUGGUACUAUUUUCUGCAGUUUUGAGAAUUAGGCUGAUUUUAGUUUGCUGUGUGAUUGUAUUUCUACUGUGGAUUCAGGGAGAAACCACCCACUUUUUGCAGAUAGUAUUUUAUUAUGUAUCUUUGGGACAGACCUUGUUACUUUCCUCAAAGAGGAAAUGGCAUGGAUUCCUCUUAUCCUUGGAUCUCUGACUUUAAUCCUUAGACCUUUCCCCAAGUGUUGACAGUCAUCUGCAACUCUACAGCACAGACUGGCAUUCAGAGUAGUCUUCUGCACACUUCAGCAGGGUUUGAAUUCUGUGGGUACAAAUGCAGCUGGUCUGUGUUGGUGUUGUUCCUCCCUGGCUGUGGGAAGUGUCUGCAAGCCCUGUGCAAAGUUGUGCUCAAAUGCAACAGCACUUCCAGCAUCUCUGAGGAACCUCAGUGCUUCAGUGAGAAGUCCCAGCAGACCAUGUGUGAUUAAAAGGCUAAAACCUGUAAUGCUUAACUCAGAAACACAGCUGGAUACCAGAAGACAGGAAGGCUGCUCUCUCCCAAAUGAGUGCAGUGCAAAACUCCCAUCCCCUAACCAAAACUGUACCUUGUUAUCCAGCUUUUCUAAGGAGCUGUGGGCAAGGAGUGAUCACAAAAGCAACCUCCCCUGGAGUGUGGGACUUCUGGCCCAGGGGUGUUUGUGCUUCUCCUCUGCUUCCCUGAGGCUUGUCUGUGUGUUAAGGUGUAUAAGACACUAAGGAACCUAAGCUCUGACCCCUCUCUGAAUAGUAGGCUAACCUGGGCCUGGGGUGGAAUCUCUAACUCUUACUGUACAGUUGAACACUUGCUGACACAUUUUGCUGUAACUGAUCAUGCUUGUUUUACCAGCAAGCAUGGCAAAAAAAGAUCAUCAUUGUACCAAUCAUAAUCCUGCAUGAAGGAGUAGAGUAUGCCAUUUUUUCAGAAUUACAGCUCCUGUUACAGGUUCAUGUAACUCCUGUUUUGGGGGUUGUGUUUUAAACACAUUUCUAGCACUAGAGAUCAUUGAAGUGUUUCAGGCUCUACCACACUCCUGUCAGGAAGUUGCUCUAUGUGUCUCUAUGUACCUGAGGCUGUAACUUCUGGCAGACUUAAUUUCCUAACUCAGUAGUGAUAAAGGCUAAAUAAAUCCUCCUUUUUCUGGAACUUGCAUGGAAUUGGGAAAGCUGGCAGUAUUAUUCAUAUUCAUUACUGUUUGCACAGAAAUGUACUUCUGUUCUUUCAGGCAACAUGAUCAAACCUUCAAUGUUUUCCUACCUGUUUUCUUCAGUCUAAUAGCCAACUAUAAAAAUAUUUUCUUGCUAGCCUGAUUUUGAUCUUUGAAUUCAUCCUCAAACUGGUUCACUGGAUUAUCUUCAUUUUUUCUUGUUACUGUUCAUUGUUAGGUGAUGCUUGUCAGGGCACAAUAGCAUGAUUAGCUUUCAUCCCAGUGAUACGUAGUUCUCGCUCUUUGUUGAAUGUAGUUUAGUUUGGUUAUGAAACACUACAAUCUUUUAACUUGGGUUACAGGGAGUUUUCAAACUUGCCUUAGCAACUGCAGAAGUCAUCUGUCUAGCUCUUGCCAGGAAACUUCUUGAAAAAAAUGUUAAAAAUUAAUGUUUAACAUUUUUUUUGGAUUUGGAAUGUAAAAUGUAGUUCAUGUCAAAUUAUCUUCUGAACAAGGAGUUUCCUAAGGACUGACUGACUGCCACCAACAUGGCUGCUAAUUUGACUGUAGUCAAACAAAGACUUGGGGUUUAAAAGUGCUUUUAAAAAGAGAAUAUGUAUUUCCAUUUAAAUCAUACCAAGGUUUCAAGCCUUUCAAAAAUAUACCUGAACUGACUCAGCUUUCUUAGCAAGAGCUUACUGUACUUAUUAAAAUACCAGUCUGAGAUGAGGAUUAAAUUGGUAGCCUCAGCUGCAAAUGAGCUCAGGCUGGACUUUGAUUGCAAUGUAAUUGCCAAUAUUGCUAAUUCCUUUGGUAUGUAAAAGUAACUAAAUAAUAUCCAACAUACAUUUGCAAACUAUAAUGAAUUUUAAAAUAGAAGAUAACUUGAUAAAAGAGAAUGGUGAAGAAAGUGCUAGACACAAUUCAACGUGUGCUGUUCCAUGAAAAAAUGUGUUUUAUUUUUGGUGUUGCUUUUAUUAAUGGGAAGUUGGUAUUUUUAAGUACUUUUUCUACGAAAAUGUAUGUGCAAAGGCAAUACUUUAACAUUUUUCAAGAACUUGUAUUUUCAGAUGCUACAAACAAGAGAAUAUAAAUUUGGACUGAAGGUAGUAGCUUUAAAAUAUGCAAUGUAAGCUUUAAUUUUUAUAUUGUAAUAAUAACUUGCUGUCAACUUGUUUACAUAUUUGUAGGAUGGAAACUUCAUUAUGCAUUGACUUAGCUUGAUGCUGUCUUUAAUAAAUGCUGCUUUGAGCAAGA